Molecule: messenger RNA, 5581 nt
Organism: Boleophthalmus pectinirostris (great blue-spotted mudskipper)
Lineage: Eukaryota; Metazoa; Chordata; Actinopteri; Gobiiformes; Gobiidae
Gene: cdc42ep4b
Product: CDC42 effector protein (Rho GTPase binding) 4b
Exons: 4
Coding region: 590-1558 (322 amino acids)
Source: RefSeq, a predicted model, not a curated record
UUUGUGCUCCACUCGGACACUAGUCGCACUACGAGACGCGAAUACGCACCGAGGACACCUUCCCCAGCCCGCGAUCAUCCAAGGACGCUAAACUUGACACGGUUUUGGGUCUUUUUACGCGCGGGAGAGGCUUCAGGAAGUUGGGAUUUUGACUGGAACUUCCCCUUGGAUCUAAAAAAGCAAGUGCUCCUAAAGACCAAAAGGUGAAGUUUAAUUCUGCGUCUGCUCAACACCGUCCCCUUGUCACGUCAUUUUUGAUUUCUGGACCUGCGUCGAGGUUUAUGCGCCGCUAAGUAAUUCACCGCCACAACGCAAGGAGGAGGACAGCGCCAAAACCUGUACCAAUCAGCUGAAAAGACACGUCACAGCAACAACACCUGACCUGAGGAAGAGCGCUAGUGAGCAGUCGAAACUGUCAGAUCUCAUCUUGUGACUUCAACAUCGUGGACCAUAAUGGAUAUACACCGUGACCUGCUGGGAUUCUGCUUGUUCUGACGACUCUAACUCACAGAUAUUCAAAACCGGACUCUCUUUCCAUCUCCUUCCUUCCCUUUUUCCUGUGGGUUUUCCCUGUGAAAAGACUGCCAUCAUGCCAAUCCUCAAACAGCUGGUGUCCAACUCCCACCAGUCCAAGAGGCGGUCUCGUGUCGAUCUGACCGCAGAGAUGAUUAGUGCUCCUCUGGGAGAUUUUCGCCACACGAUGCAUGUGGGCCGGGGCGGAGACGCGUUCGGGGACACGUCUUUCCUCAGUACGCGGUCAGGGGAGCCGCCGAGGGAGCACGAGACCAAGCAAAGUUCUCCUGGAUCCAAACCAAGUCUACUAUCGCGUACUUUCCGAAGCAGCAAACGUUCCCAAUCCGUAAACCGCACGGAUAACGUGACGGCACCCAAUAGCGGAUCAGCGCCCUAUGUCAAAAACGCCAUCUCCCUGCCUUAUCUUAACGAAGAAGCGAGCAGCAAUGGCGCUAACCGUAUGCCGAAAAGCGUCUCGUCCAGCCCGAUGAAGAAUGUAUCAGAAAUUGAAACAAAACCGGCGAAUGGAGCGGCUGCCAUGGCAACGCUAGACACAGAAUUCGAAGAGCGUAAUUUCGGCGAGCUAACAGAUCUACCGCCGUCCAAGCCUAAGUCAACCGCGAUGAAGCACGCGGAGUCCAUGAUGUCGUUCCACAUCGACUUGGGGCCUUCCAUGCUUGACGAUAUCUUGGGAGUCAUGGAGAAAAAAGAGUGGGAAGAAGACGAUUUGGGAUUCGAGGAAGACAAAGUCAGCGACGGUAGAGCUUCGCCGUCUUACAUCCCGCAUAUCGACGAUGACGAUGCAGAGGUGAAGGUGCCGGUCAGGCCUCCGAGAAGUAUUGACAACUUCGCGAUCCAAACCCGAAACAACAUAAACAACCACGACGACAGCUACUCGGUUUCUAGCGCCGAAUCGGUCGGUAAUGACAAACGCCAGUAUAUCCACGAAGACACGGAUAGCGCCAAGUACAGCUCGCCACGCCACGGAGAAGAUGGGGAUUUCACCUUUAUGGAUGAAGACGACGAUGAUGAAAUCCGUGUGUAAGCUAAACAUUUAAAUGGACAUGUAUUAGGCACAAAGACUUGACAUUGUGAAGUAUCUGCCGGCCUCGAAAGACUUUAAAAAGGUCAUACUUGCUUCUUGAAUUCGUAUCUUGACAUCAGUAAUAAUCUGUUUAAGCCUUACUCGCAAGGGAGAUCUAGUUCUUUGGAGAAUUCUCUUUUUAAUUAAUAAUAAAAUGGAUCUUGUAUUUAAAAAGCGCCCUUCUCAUGAGAGACAAUAUUUGAACACGCCAUUGGGAUAUUACCAUGACAGUCGAUCAUUUGAAGCAAAGGGUUUUUGACCACAAGGUUAAAGAACUGUGAUGGACUGUCACAUGAAAUCCACAUGGAGAUGGUGAGAUUGAAAAGUCAUAUGUCAAGUGAAAAAAAGAAAAAAAAAAAAAAAGUGACACAUUGUACACUACAGAGAAGUGGAAGUGAAACUAAGAUUUGAAAAGACGUGCAGUGUGGAAAUCCUUAUUUUCUACAUGCAGUUUAUGGACUUAUUGUUGCCAUUUGAACUGGAAAAUCAUAUCUCCUUUGGCCACAAAAGUAUGUUGAUUUUUAUAAGGGAAAAUAUGUAAAAAUGUAGUACAGUAUCUGAAAACGUUUGCAGUUUGCAGCAUAAUGGCUAAAUCAUGGCACUUACUUGACACAAAAAAACACUCCUAUCACUAUCAAAGUAUUUUAGCUGACAUGUUUAAAGAUGGACUAUGUAACUUUCUGGGGGAGAUCUGUCACCUGCUUGUCUGCUUGGAAAUGUUAUUGCGCUGCCUAGAAUGUUUCACAGUAUGGCAUUAAACCUCUCCCUGGUGACGCUACAAAGCCAAGUUACAGGUUAGAGGCGACUGCUUUACAUGAGAACGCUUGCGGGUAAAAACGACAACAUAUUUUAUCAGAAGUGCCUUUCGUUUAGAUGGAUGGUGACGGCGUUUCUGGGCUUAAAAACGCAAAAAUCUGAAACCACCCUCUAGAGUGGAAAAGUUGAGUGCGCUCAGCCGUAGCGUUUCCGUCUACACUGCCCAAGACGCAAAACUCUGGUCAGAUCUGCUCAUGUCACGUACGCGUUUACGUCACACAUGUACAGUAAACAGAAACCUGGCAUGCAUACCCAAUUGAAUUCCACACACUUUUCGUCACCGUAUUGUCUAAACACGGAAUAAAAAGUGAAAAUGCGACGCCACUUUUGCGUCUUCUGUUCAGACCAUCAUCAUAUAAACAGUCUAAACAAAUGCAUGUUUUUAAGGUAUUCUUUUAACAAUAAACCUGUAUUUCAAUAAAUGCAAGAUAGAUACCUUUUAAUGCUAUACUGUGGAACAUUCCUGGAAAAGCUCUGAAAGCAGGUAGCAAGCCUCCAACAGAAAAAAAUCAUAAUGCACCUUUAAAAUCAACUCACUUUUGCUGAAAAUCUAAAAAUGUGAAAUAAAAAAGGAACACAUUGCAAACAUUAGGAUCAGUUGGAGCGAGUUAAAAGACAUUAUGUGAAGUUAUGUGAUUUGAAGUGGCUCUACCGGCAGCAUGAAAAAUAAAUAUUGCGGGUAGAUAUGUCGCUCAAAAAUUAUUAAAACAUCAAAGACAGGAAGGAAGGAAGGAGUGGGCGGAUUGUAUUUGGAUAUUUUUACACAACCCUCAAUCAAAAGUGAACGCAACGGAUAGUUAAAUCAAGCAGAAUUUUCCAGUAAACAAUUUCUGACCGUUAACGGACUUUGGCACGAUUCCAAAAAAAGCAGAAGACAGGUGUGCGCUUGUGAUGUUUUGCACACAGCUCUGAUCAUUUUAUCACGUGGUAGUCAAUAAUUAGCAGUUUACACCACUUGUUGCUAUAACGAUUGAUGCCUGGUUGUUCCAGUUUGUGAUAAAGUUUGUGCACUGUGUGGCUUUUUGGUUGAAGGUUUCUAUGGAUAUACCGCUCCUUUGCCUGGAAUGUUCCACAGUAUGACAUUAAACAACUCUACUUUACAUUCAUUAAAUUACAGCUGGUUUUAGUGCUCAAAAAUAUCUGGAAAAACACGUUCUGACUGUGAGCAAGGUUGUCUAUCCACACAUCUGACCUCUAACUUGCUUUGGUUUAGGCUACGUUCAGACUGCAGCCUGAAGUGACCUAAAUCAAAUUUUUUGGCCCCUUUGUGACCUGUAUCUGAUCUUUUAAUGACAGUCUGAACGACACAGAUCUGAUUUUUUCAAAUGCGACCCAGGACACUUGGAUAUGUGGUCCUGAAACCGAUACAUAUCGAUACAUACCGAUACUUUUGACAUGCGACUUCAGUCUGAACGGCCAAAGCGCAUUCAUCAGACCUACACGUUAUCAACAAGCCACAGAAGUCACUAUUCUGUGCUGAAGUAGGUGAAAAUUGUUAAUGAACUCCAUGUCACUGAAGUGAAGCACAUCACCACUCACCACUCUUGGCUACGUCUCCACAUCCACACGUUCACGUCGCUGCCACUGCCCCACAAAACACCACGGCCAAAAACCUCGUCCUUCUCCUUCUCAAUCUCCUCCUUAAGUAGUAAGUUCUGCAUGUUCUGGCUCCGGUACGAGAGGAACUUCUAAAAUCUCCAGGUGCUCAAUGCUCGCAUCCAUGUUUGGACAACUUCUGUAAACACAGAGCACGCGCACUGCGGUUGACGUCGUCGUGUCUCCAGUGCACAUGCGAGACACUUUCGGGCCGUUUAAUGUUCACACUGGAGAUCACAUACAAGUCGCAUUUAAUUGGAAAUGUGAACGACUUCGCAAAAACAUCGGAUUUCACAAAAAAAAUCAGAAUUGAGCAUUAAGCCCUGCAGUCUGAACGUAGCUUUAGUCUCCAUGAAGACAGAAACAUUAAAUACUGUGAAACAUUCCAGACAAGGCAAAAACAUCUCCACAGAGAAAAUAACUUGGCAAACCCUCCAGAAAAGUUACACAAUGCCCCUUUAAAAGCUGUAAUUGUGUAGUCAGUCUGGCGCCACCUAGUGCCUCCGCUCAGUUUCAUUUCUCUCUAGCUACUAGGUCAGGAAUCAGAGUACACUAGACGGUUCGCAAAAACCCCAGAAGUGCGAGUUCGGGCACCAGCCAAUCAGAGAAGAGCCAUACAUUCUGUUUGGGGGAUUUAAAGCCGGAACAAAGAGAAUGUUUGGUGAAUUUUAUCAAGGGGAAAGACAUUAUUGUCCUUCUUCCUUCAGGUUUUGGUGCAUUACAUACGUCACGACCAAAUAGCAGCGACUGGUUAAAUUUUUAAAAAGUACCCACCUACCGUCGAGCGAACGAAUCCUAAUGCUGUGAGGUCAGACGAAUCAGGCUUGUAAUUGUGGUGUACAAAAACAAGAUUCCUGCUAACAUUUUCGUCAAACGCUACAGACUCCUUUCGACUUAUUAAUACGGAUGUGUAGCGAAGUUUAUUUUUAACAUUUGGGGUUUAUUUUUCUACUUAUGUAUAGAAAUCGCAGUCUUAAAUUUUGAUGUAAUGGGCCAAAUUUACGAUGUUUUCUUAUGAUUGUUGAGAUUGUGUAGACAGCUGCUGCCAUUCUUUAAUAUACUUUGUACAUACCAUAGAAAACCUUAUACAUUUUUAUGACCGUUUAUAAAGCUUACAAUGUGAAUGAAUAAUACAGUCUACUAUGUUAUCUGCUAUUUGACCUUGCGGUACCGGCGCACGAGGCAGUGAGGAAUGCCAUGGCUUUUGUAACACUAAAUAGCACAUUUGUGGCCAAACUAUUUGAAAAGAAUUGUGUUUAACCAAGUGGGUAUGUUGGACUUUGAUCGAAUCUGGAAAAAUGGAAAAAUGUGUAAAAUUUCAUGGUACUUGGUGGGAAUUCUGGGAAAAGAUGACCAAAAUGAACUAUAAAAUGAACUGAAGUGUCCCAAUGACUGGACUGCAACUGAAGCUACGUUUUUUAUUUUCAUUUUUUUCAUUUUGGCUGUAGCGCUAUGCCAAGUACUUCCUUUUCUAUCUUCUGGUUUUACAGUAUAUUAAUAUAUUCACCUUCACUUUCCUCCUUUUGAAAUAACAGCUCUAUUUUUCCAUAAAUAAAAGCUGGUAAUCUUUAA